Molecule: messenger RNA, 1148 nt
Organism: Corylus avellana
Lineage: Eukaryota; Viridiplantae; Streptophyta; Magnoliopsida; Fagales; Betulaceae
Product: Thioredoxin superfamily protein
Source: RefSeq, a predicted model, not a curated record
CCAAACAGGACCCUUCUUUCUCAAAUAAACUCAAUCGCUCUGUUCCACUAUAGCUGACUCCCUCCGCACUGCUGGCCACCACCGUUCCCAGCCUUCGCCGCAAUCGGAGAGAACGCUGUCAGCCACCGGCUGCUGUCCUCGCACUCAGCCCAUUGACACCCUGCAACCCACCGCUCAAUACUCGCAAAACAGCUAGGGUUCACCUUCAUCAACCGCCAUUCAUCGCGCCAGACCACGGAGGAGCGCCGUUACCAAAUUCACGUUGGAGAGAAAGCCUCGCUUUUGCACAUCCUCGGCACAGGAUAUUGAAGGGCGUAGGGCGCAUCGAUAUAUGAAAUGGGAGAUCCUUCAUUUUUUGAUCGAAUGAUCAACCAUCUCUGUGCAACAUCCAAGUUUUAUACUGGUUAUCCAAAGGAUCUCGGACCAUCACGGGUUAUUCAUUUUACAUCAGAACGUGAGUUCGUUCAGCUGCUUCAUGAAGGUCAUCCUGUAGUUGUUGCCUUUACGAUCAGGGGUAAUUACACAAAACACCUUGACAGAGUACUGGAGGAAGCUUCUGCUGAGUUUUAUCCACAUGUUAAAUUUAUGCGUGUCGAGUGUCCAAAAUAUCCUGGGUUCUGCAUAACACGGCAGAGGAAGGAAUAUCCAUUUAUCGAAAUUUUUCAUAGUCCAGAACAGGCUUCUAACCAGGGAAGGGUUGCUGAUCCAAAUGUUACAAAAUACGCUGUGAAGGUUCUACCUUUCACUUAUGACCAGAGUGCCUAUGGAUUUAGAGAAUUCUUCAAGCGCCACGGUAUACAGGCAUCACAGGCAAAAUAAAAUCAGGUUAUAGGAUUUUCUGAGUUGUGGGGAUAUGCCGUCACGUCCCAUUCCAUGGCGAGUCCUCGAAGCAGGGCGUCGGGUCAAACCCAUUUCAGUUUUGAAGUUUGUUUCGGAAUAGGACGUGGUCCACUUGUGAUGAAAACACAUCAACAUGUUCAAACCUAUAGUUGAUUUGUUGGAUGAGAUGUGGUUUGUCUUGUGUACAUAUACGAAUUGUCAGAAAAUGAUGAAGCAACUUUAGCAUCCUAAGAACCAGAUUGUUUUCUGGUCUUAGACGCUGGUGUUAGUCUCUUACCUUCUAAUAUGAAAUAUUUGGUUCUUUUACA